AUGGGACAAAGCUAUUAUGUGCCAAUCGGCACGACACCCCUGCAAAGGGAAUUAAUAUCGGUGCCGGUCGUUGAUGCCAACAAAGGCGGCGACGUGUCGGCUCAGCAACCAAAGCGUCGAUUCGAGCCAGAGGAUGCCGUUGCGGUGGCAGAUGCUCAUUUGAAACGAAAACUUCCAUUAAAUAAUCGCUUGGGUCCACGAGUAUCAGGACACCCAGCCAACAAUGGAGGUAUCGUCAAUCCCCAACAGAAUUGUUCGUUGGAGUUGAGGAAGAUUCCCAGGGGGCUGAAUGCUAUCGCUCACUUGAAUAAUCACUUCUCUAAAUUUGGAAAGAUUGUAAACAUUCAAAUUAGCUACGAUGGAGACCCGGAGGCGGCCAUUGUCACAUUCUCAACCCAUGCAGAAGCGAAUGUGGCCUACCGCAGCACGGAAGCAGUCUUGAAUAAUCGUUUUAUCAAAGUAUUCUGGCAUUCAUCGCCAAUUGGAGGAGAGCAGCCCGCAAUUACGCCAGGCGCAAAAACGGAACAUUCGCUACGUAGAUCGUACCCGAAUCAAUACAGCAUCAACAAUAAUCUAAACAUUACUUCGGCCACGACUCCAGUCUCUGCAGGUGCAGCAGUUUCUAAGGAUGGAGUCCCAUCGGUGGUCGCUACCAGUUCAGCAUCCUCUUCCAUUGCAAGCGGUGGUGAGAAUGUUGCCCCUACUACAACGGUAGUAGCUACGCAUUUGACGAACACUGCUACAAAGCUGGUCAAUACGAAUGUGGCUCCUAUCGUGACGGCUAAUCAGCUACGCAUGAAGAACGCAGCUAAAAUCAAUCAUGCCAAGUCGGAUCUAAUGAGAAAGACGCAGGAAAUCAGCCAAGGACUGCUAAAGCGAAAGUAUGAUCUUCUGCAGCGUUAUUUGAAAGAACUCCGAACGCUGGUAAUGAUGGUUGAAAAAUUUGAAGCUCACGACCCCAGUCGAGUUAAGUUGCUGUCCUCAAUCAAAGAGCUGGAAGGUAACAUCGAUAAACUGAAGCAGGAAAUUGCCACCGACCAACAUCAAAUAGCACCACAAGUGGUCCCAAAGCGCAAAACUAAGGAACAGCAUGAGAAGGACAUCCUCGACGCUGAAUUGGAGAUAAUUGCCCAAGAACAACGUACGCAUCGAGUACCUGGAACUGGAAAUGGCCAAGUUCCUGUGGUUGUUAAUGCGGCUGGGGUCGUCAGCAAACCUCAAAUGUACGGUCCCCCAGGGGCACGUGCAGCGCGCUCGACGAAUCGAGUUGCUCCACUGGGAUCGACUAGUGUAGAUCGCCGUCCAACAACGAUCGCCAUAACCGGAUUUGCAUUGGAGGACGCCGAUGCCCUGCUCGGACAUUUCAAGCAUUUUGGAGAAAUAACCAAGCAUCAGCUAGAAGAAACGGUGCCAUCCCUUUCGAUCACCUUCUCGAUUCGUCAGAAUGCUGAAAAGGCCCUUGUCCGUGGUAAGAUGUUCCGCGACGUGACACUUCAGAUCGGAUGGGUGGUGACCAACAGCAACAACAAUACAACUCCAGCCGUUCCUCAAAUUGAGAAAACAGAAAGCAAGGAAAAAGUCAUCCCGGUUGAGAAUACUUCCGACACCGUUGGUUCGAACAAGGCUACGGAUGAGUCGACCGAGAAAUUGUUGGACGAAGCAGCUGGUGAAAAGGUUGGACCCGUCGUCAGUGCUGAGAUAGCUUCCACAGCUUCGAUGGAAACGCUAACCGAAACGGCUUCCAUGGAGGAAGCUUCUGAAGUCCAGAUGGUGGAAGAGGAGGAAGAAGAAGAAGAUAUGGAAUCGGAGGACCGCUCCUGGCGCCGUUGAUAAUCGCUGGAGAGGAUCGCAAUGAAAUGAGAGCCAUCACUGAGGGGGAGAAGCAGCAGAUGAGGAACAUCAACUGACACUUACUGAAUUGAAAUAUCAAUUUUUAUUUCAUUUUUGUCAUUAUCGUUUAAGUGGACACCGUUCGCUUUAAAUGUAGCAAGUAAGAAAUCUCCACUUUACAAAACGUUUUCUUUUUGUUAUUUACCUUUGUAGUCGAAUGUUUUGUAACGUUUGAAAUUGUUAGAAAUCUGUCGAGCAAAAAUUCUGAUUCCCAAAGCGAAACGUAGUAUCAGGAGUGUUAACGAUUUUUCAAAACAAUACUGAAUUACAAAACAACUAGAGUUAGGUUUUAUUGUUCAAAGACCUUAAAGUUUACAAUUGAACCCAUUUUAAGCUGGUAGAAUAUUAUUAAGUCGUUUGACUAUUCGUAAAGAACCAAAAUUAUUGAUUAUGAAAGUUUUAUUUUGAUAAAUGGGGUGCGCUUUGAAGCGGAAUCUAGCGGCUUUCAAACUACAAACAAAACGAUGAUGUCAAGAAAGUCUAGUAAUUAACUAUUAGUAAUUAUGAAGCAAAUUCAAAUCUAUACACACCUAUAGAUACAAACGCUAAAAGAGUAUGGAAGUA
This is a messenger RNA of Armigeres subalbatus, 2454 nucleotides long. RefSeq names its product zinc finger protein swm-like. The coding region runs from base 1 to 1830 and encodes 609 amino acids. NCBI's taxonomy places the organism in Eukaryota, Metazoa, Arthropoda, Insecta, Diptera, Culicidae. Gene Ontology annotation, molecular function: RNA binding. The transcript has a single exon. The record is from RefSeq and is a predicted model, not a curated record. Gene Ontology annotation, cellular component: nucleus.